Molecule: messenger RNA, 1044 nt
Organism: Geodia barretti
Lineage: Eukaryota; Metazoa; Porifera; Demospongiae; Tetractinellida; Geodiidae
Source: the annotation of a GenBank genome assembly
UUGACAAGGACUCUAUUCCAUGGCUGACCCUCUGCACGUCUACCUCUGCUGAUCUGGCCACGCCCUCUCUCUCCUCUUCAUGUUCUGCAGUUCCCCCCACCUCCCAGCCUCCCCUCUCUGUCUCCACAGCUCCUGCUCCUCUACCACUGCCACCACUACUACCAACACUCCUGUGUCAGAGUCGUUCAUAGUCUCCUAUCCUAUUGCCUCUAUUCCCUCUCUCUCCCUGUCCUCUCCUCCUGUCUUCACUACCACUACUACCAACACUCCUGUCAGCCAAUCUGUCUCUACCUCCUCCACUACUGCCAGUGUCUCCACAGCUCUCAUCCUGUCUCCUCCAGUCCUGGUGAGUCCCCUCUUCAAGAGCAUUGCUGACUGUUUGAUUUUGCCUUCUACUGUCUCUCUCUAUACUCAGUCAUUGAGUGUUCCUCCACUUCCUCCACUACUGCCACAGCUGCUAUUCCUCUCUCCUCCACUACUAGCACCACUCCUGGUGAUGGUGUCUGUCGACCACUCUGCCAGAGCUACUUCGUCUGGAAAUCCCGAGGGAAUUGCCACAAGCCACACCAAAUUUGGAAUCUUCCUCCUCAACGACGAGACGGGGGAUAAAGUGAACAUAAUCGAGUACAAAAACCGUGGGGAUCCAGAGAGCAUUUCUCGCAGCAUUCUGGGGGAGUGGCUCAGAGGAAAGGGACUUCCCGUGACGUGGGAGACUCUGGUCAAGGCUCUCAGAGACACUAAACUUUUUACUCUCGCUGACAAAGUCCAGGCCGCAAAAUUGUAACCACAUGUUUUGUACACCAUCUCUACACCACACUUCUCACCUCUAUACCACACUCACCUUCUUCUCAUCUCUAUACCACACUUUCUUCUCAUCUCUAUACCACACUCACUUUCUUCUCAUCUCUAUACCACACUCACUUUCUUCUCCGUGUUUUGUAUACUGCAGUAUAACUUUUGGAAUAUUAUGUUUCUUAUUGGAGCACAUGUUUACUGUGAUGCGCAAAGCUGUCCAAUGGCACUUCUGAAUAACGAUAUUCGUUA